AUGGAGGCGCUUUCGACGGCGAUCAAGCCGCCGCUGAUUCUCCCGGCGACGACGGCGGCUCGAUGCGAUCAGAGUGUGCUUUCCUUUGGGUCGCUCAGGAGUCCAAGCGCAUAUCAUGGUCGGAUGAGGAGGCGAGUCGUGGCGAAUGCUCGGCCGGAGAGUCGCGUUUCUACCCCUCCGGCCAUUGAUUUCGGCGAUCCCGACUGGAAGUCCAAGUACCAGAGGGAAUUCGAGGCGCGCUUCAGCCUUCCCCAUAUCAAGGAUAUCCUGCAGGACGCCGUUUCGUAUCCUUCCCCUUUCCGUCUCCGAAUGAGGACGCCUUUAAGUCCUGAUGUUGCGGAAGGUUAUCGAUCGGAUGAUGAAUGGCACGGAUAUAUAAACAACAAUGACAGAGUACUGCUCAAGGUGAUACACUAUUCCUCUCCUACAUCUGCGGGUGCCGAAUGCAUUGAUCCAGGCUGUACAUGGGUGGAACAAUGGGUUCACCGUGCUGGACCACGAGAAAAAAUAUACUUUAAACCUGAAGAGGUAAAAUCAGCAAUUGUUACCUGUGGAGGUCUUUGUCCUGGUCUCAAUGAUGUAAUACGGCAGAUAGUCAUCACUCUUGAGAUAUAUGGUGUUAAAAAAAUUGUGGGAAUUCCUUUUGGCUAUCGGGGGUUUUCUGACAGUAGUUUAUCUGAAAUGCCGUUAUCGAGGAAAGUCGUCCAAAAUAUCCACCUAUCAGGAGGAAGCAUGCUAGGAGUCUCCCGUGGAGGGCCUACUAUUAGUGAAAUUGUGGACAGUAUGGAGGAAAGAGGGAUUAAUAUGCUCUUCGUGUUGGGUGGAAAUGGUACACAUGCUGGGGCCAAUGCCAUACACAAAGAGUGCGGCAGAAGACGAUUAAAGGUAGCUGUAGUCGGUGUGCCAAAAACCAUAGACAACGAUAUUCUGCUUAUUGAUAAAACAUUUGGUUUUGAUACUGCUGUUGAAGAAGCACAAAGAGCAAUCUACUCUGCAUAUAUUGAGGCACACAGUGCUUAUCGUGGUAUUGGCGUAGUGAAACUGAUGGGCCGUAAUAGUGGAUUUAUAGCUAUGCAGGCAUCCCUUGCUAGUGGACAAAUUGAUAUAUGCUUGAUUCCAGAGGUGCCAUUUAAUCUUCAUGGACCUAAUGGUGUCCUAAGCCACCUAAAGUACCUCCUUGAGACAAAAGGAUCUGCUGUUGUCUGUGUUGCAGAGGGAGCUGGACAGGAUCUCGUUAAGAAAACCAAUGCUACAGAUGCUUCAGGGAAUAUCAUACUAGGAGAUAUCGGUGUGCAUAUACAGCAGGAGACCAAGAAAUUCUUCAAGGAAAUUGGGUUUCCAGCAGACGUGAAAUACAUCGAUCCUACUUACAUGAUCCGUGCAUGCCGUGCAAAUGCCUCGGAUGGAAUUCUCUGCACUGUUCUUGGCCAAAACGCUGUUCACGGUGCAUUUGCUGGGUAUAGUGGCAUCACAGUAGGAGUAUGCAAUACUCACUACGUCUAUUUUCCCAUCCCCGAAGUCAUUGCCCAGCCCAAAGUGGUCGACCCCAACAGCCGGAUGUGGCAUCGUUGUUUGACGUCAACGGGCCAACCGGAUUUCAUCUAA
This is a messenger RNA of Striga hermonthica, 1605 nucleotides long. Lineage: Eukaryota; Viridiplantae; Streptophyta; Magnoliopsida; Lamiales; Orobanchaceae. The record is from the annotation of a GenBank genome assembly.